GUAUCUGCUUGCAGAGCUGCAAAAGCCCCCACCGCCUCGCCGGCCACAUUUAAUUUCGCACGAUUUCAACACUAGCAACUCUUCGCACCUCAAUACUCAUACUGUCCUCGACGCCGCUGGUUCUUCCAUCCCGGGCUGUGGCGACCCUCGAAGCUUCUUUCGUCGUCAUCGUCGUCUUCUUCCAUCUUGGUCAUCGUUCUUGAUUCCAACAUCCCGCCAUCCCUUUAUAUCCUCCCUCCUCAUCCCCUCGAGCCACACCGACGACCUCAUCAACAUCUCUAAUUCCUAAUCGCGACAAUGGGCAGCUACACUUUCAAGUGGGAGCAUCCCGCCGAAGAAGUGUUCGUCACGGGCACCUUUGACAACUGGACGAAGAGCGAGCAGUUGGUCAAGGAGGGUGACGUCUUCCAGAAGACGGUGGCCCUGAAAGAUGCAUCGCAGAAAAUAUACUUCAAGUACGUCGUCGACGGAAACUGGACGGUAAACGAGUCUUCUCCCAAGGAGGCCGAUCACGAAGGCAACGUCAACAACUUUAUUACUCCUGAGGACAUUCUCAAGUCCGACCCCGCAGCUGCCUUCAUCAGCACCGUUACUCCCCAGUCCACUACCGCUAAAAUGGCGAGUGAGCAACCCGUUGAGAAGCCCGAGGGUAUCGCUACCCCUUCUGACGUUCCCGGCGGCUUCCCGGCGACCCCCCAGACCGAGUUGGACAAGACCAUCAGCGUCAAUCCUCUUCCCGCUGCUGCUGGUGCCAUCAACCCCAUCCAGCUCGCGCCUGGCGAGGAGGUUCCCAAUGUUGGCAUUGAGAGCACCAAUGAGCACGUCAAGCUCGACAAGGAGUCUUAUGAGAAGAGCGACGCCCUUCCCGGCAUCGUCGCCGCCGACCUGCCUCCUGUCACCAGCAAUCUGAUUCCCGAAUCCAGCCUUCCCGUGACUGCUGCCUCCGAGGACGUCCACAUCAACACCGUUGGUGCUGGCGCCACUACCGUUGGCCUAGCUGCUCAAGUUCCCCUUGAGGCCAAGGUUCCCGAAGUCGUCAAGGAGAGCCAGGAGAAGGCCAAUGCCGAGCCUGAAGCCGCCGCCAUCCCCGCAGAAGUCGAGGCCAAGGCCAAGGUUGAGGAGGAGCUCAAGGAGAAGGUCCCUGAAGCUCCCGUCACCUCUGAGGACAAGCCUGUCCUCGACACCGGUGCCAUUGCUGCUGCCGCCGCCACCACUGGCGCCGCUGUUGUGGCCGCUGUCAUUGCCGCCAAGGACAGCCUUGUCGAGACCGCCGCACCCGCCGCCAACGACGCUGUUGAUGCUGCUGUUGAUGCCGCCAACAAGAACCUCCCCGACUCCGUCAAGGAGCAGCUGCCCGAGCCCGUGAAGGAGACACUGGCACAGCAUGAGACCGCCGCCAAGGAGGAGACCCGAGAGGAGGUUUCUCCCGAAGUCCCCGCUGAGGUCAAGGAGUCCAUCACUGAGGCCGGCAAGAGCCCCGAGGCUGCCGCCAACACUGUCGCCGUCGAGGAGAAGAAGGAGGUCGAGGCCGAGCUGCUGAAAGAAGUCAAGCCGGUCGCGGCUAUCGAUGAGCCCAAGGUUGAGGAGACCAAGGCCCCGGUUGAGGUGCCCGUCACCUCUGCUACCAUUACCGAUGUGGCAGCCAUUGACAGCCCAGUGACCGAGGUCAGCAAUGUCCAGGUGACCAAGACUGAGGUCCCCGUCGAGGAGCUCACAAAGGACGCUCCUGCAACCGAGGAGCCCAAGGCUGUUGAGGUCGCCAAGGUCGAAGAGCCCAAGACUGAGGUGGCCGCCCCGGCUCCCAUUGACACGACAGUUGCCUCGGAAGCUCCCAAGGCCGACACCGCCGUCGAUACCCCCGUCACCGAGACUGACAAGACAGAGGUGCCUCCCGUCGACGCGGCCACUGAGGAGCCCGCCAAGGGCGAUGCUGCCAACGGCACCAACGGCGCCCAUAGCGAUAAGACGUCUGAGAAGAAAAAGAAUCGUAUCAGCGCCUUCUUCAGCCGGUUCAGCAGGCACAAGUCCUCGGACAAGAACUAGGAGUCAUAGUGGCGACAGGACAGAGCAUCAUCAAUGUUGAGAUGCCUGGUUUACGUUUUACAGUGUCGGUUUUCUUGGGCUGCUGGAGUGGCUUUGUUUAUAUGUCUAUGAUUCCCCACUUUGGCAGAGAAGUGUGACUUGGGUCGAAUAACGUCGGAUACCUGGAUCACUAUUUCAUAUACCUAAAUUCAUUCCGUUUUUAUUUUCUUUGCAGCCUUGUUCGCUCUCUCUUCCCCUUUAGUCUUGUCAUGUGCUAUUUGGCUUCUUCAAUUGGUGCCUGCUUAUGCGUUCUAAGAGAGAGGACGAGCCUGGGGAGUCUCUUAAUUUGUUUUAUUUCCUAUGUAGCAUGGAACGGCACCCCCUCCCAUGUAAAUACAUUUUUGCCUAAUUAAUGUCUAUCAUUAUAUUUUAUAUUUGACUACUCUUUCGCUC
Messenger RNA from Trichoderma harzianum CBS 226.95, 2475 nucleotides. RefSeq names its product carbohydrate-binding module family 48 protein. Gene Ontology annotation, molecular function: protein kinase binding. Bases 298 to 2043 code for a protein of 581 amino acids. Gene Ontology annotation, cellular component: nucleus; cytoplasm; nucleotide-activated protein kinase complex. The transcript has 3 exons. The record is from RefSeq and is a predicted model, not a curated record. NCBI's taxonomy places the organism in Eukaryota, Fungi, Ascomycota, Sordariomycetes, Hypocreales, Hypocreaceae. Gene Ontology annotation, biological process: signal transduction.